Messenger RNA from Naegleria gruberi, 666 nucleotides. RefSeq lists its product as uncharacterized. Lineage: Eukaryota; Heterolobosea; Eutetramitea; Acrasida; Naegleriidae. The record is from RefSeq and is a predicted model, not a curated record. The coding region runs from base 1 to 666 and encodes 221 amino acids. The transcript has a single exon. Gene Ontology annotation, cellular component: endomembrane system; membrane.
AUGGCUAAAGGACUCACCCUGCUUUUUCAUUUCGUGGCUAUUUCCUCUCAAUUAGCUGCCUUCUAUUGGAUGCAUCUUAUUGGAAUUUUAUCAUUAUCAAUGAUUUUGAAAAUGUUCACCUUGUGGACUGGUUGUGUUCAAGUUAUUUAUUUCGGAUUAUCAUUGUUGGAAGGCUUGUUUGGUGGCAAUACAAAAAAUCAACGAUCAUCAAAUAGUAUAUUAAAUGAUUUAUUCCAUUUGACUUUAUUGAUGGCUCUCGCUACAGUUUCCUUGUUUUGGAGUAUUUAUUGGCUUGAUCCUGAGAAUAUGGUUCCGAAGGGAAUGUACUAUCCUGAUGGAUUGAAUCAUUUACAUCAUACUGUGCCUGGAAUUUUGGUGUUGAUAGAGUUGAUUCUUGUUAGAUCAACAAGUGAUGUUUUACAUGGAAUUUGGAAGAGAAAAUUCUAUAUGGUAUUGUGUAUUCCAGUGGCCUAUCUCAGUUUUACUGGACUUUCAAAACACAUGAAGGGAUAUUGGCCUUAUCCAUUCAUGGCUUCUUGGUCAUUCUUGGAAUUUGGAAUUUUCUGUGUUUUUGCUGUCAUUUUGGCAUCAAUUUUGCAUUAUUUAAUCUACUUGUUGAUUAAACUAUUGAAGAAACCAGAAACUGUAUCAUUAAAAUCAGAAUAA